CCACUCCCACCAGGUCAUGCAGAACGCUGAAGCAGGACCUUCCACAGCCAUCGACCCCGUCCUACGGCCAGGAUCUGAUGACUCUGAGGCAGACGCGGAUAUAGAUGCAGAUGCAGCAUCUCUUCGUCCCCUACUCAACACGCUCUUUUACUCCGUCGAGUACCCGGGAUAUGUGAAGCCGACCUCGGUCCCUUUGGCAGUGGAACGCCUUGGGGGGCAAGCAAACCUGGAGGCUGCGUUCAAGCGUACAGGAAAUAAAAGUGGGUCUAUCCUGGAGCUGAACUUGCGCCCUGGCAAUCACUUUGCGCAUCCUAUUCCUGGGGAUGUCGUUCCGACCAAUAACAUCCUCCUAAAGGUUGUCAAGCGGAGACGGAAACAGAAGAACGCUGCCGUAGGAGAUGUUACUGGAGACUACACUGUACAAGCUGCGGGUGUCAUCCCGAAGACAGCGCGGUUCCGAAGUAUGGCAGAUUACCAGUACCAACCUGAUACGAAUGAGCCCGUGACGCAGCUACGCGAUGCAAUGGGUCGCAUGGACGUUGAUAGUAUCCUUGCAUACCGUAUACCGGAGGAGAAAGAGGACUACACUAUGGUUGAAGAGACGACGCCUAUGGAAGCGGAUAUGGAUCCACACAUAGAUCCCCAGCUUGUCGGCUCUUCACCGAAGGCGACAGGUUCAGGAGUGAAGAGUAACCUGAGACUGCCGCCUCCACCGCUCUUCAGCAGGCAGGCAGUCCCACACCUCUACAAGUUGAGUCAUUAUGGCAUCUACAAGGCAAACCCAGCCUCAAUCGAGGUCAGUGUGGUUGACGAAGCGACGGGAGAAGUGAAGCAGAGGCUUCUCAACCGUAUGCGUUGGAAGGGCAUAGGGUCAACCGCCAUCGACUUUUCGGAUAAGAAUGUUCCAGAGAGAGCGUCUGAUGUUGUCGAGCAGCACCGUUCGCAAGCUGACCUUAAGCUACUCGAACGUCUUGAGAAGUUCUUCAAGGAGCGCCCCAUUUGGUCGCGUGCUGCUCUGUUCAAUCAACUAGAACCACACGAAGUCCGUGAGAUCAUCAAUUCGAAGUUCCUCCUUCCCUUGGUCAGCUACGUGUUCAACGACGGUCCCUGGCGCGAUACACAAAUUCGACUCAAGUACGACCCCCGAACAGACCCAGAAGCCCGCUUCUACCAAAGGGUAUAUUUCCGGAACACGAGCCACCAGAUGCAACGUCCUUCUGUCACCGCUCGUCGACAGGAAGGACGAGGUGACGGAAUACGUACCCGUGAGGGUGACGACAAUAAGAGGUCCCACAUUUUCGACGGCAAGACCUCACAUGGUGAGACGGCGGCGUUUCAGCUAUGUGAUCUGCAAGACGAACUCCUGAAGGAGAUGGUCGAGAACGAGGGCGACCUGCGGGAGAUCUGCGACGAGCGCACUGGUUGGUUCUCAACGCAGGCAUUCGAAAAGAUUAAGACUGUCCUGAGGUACAAAUGGAAUUCGCUGCAGAUGGGGUACGUACCUACUCGUGAAGAAUGCGAGAGGCAACUGGCCGCACCGGAGCACAAGCCGUUCUACGGGUCGAGACCUACAAAGCACAACAUGGCGAAGGGUGCACAGAGGCCGGAGGACGAGAUGGCGAGAAGAUUGCGAGCGCGGGCGAAAGAGCAUGCAAAGGGUGGCUCCGCAGGGUCGUAGCACACGUCCGUAGCACUGCCCAUUGUACUAUCCGCAAUAUAGAGUAUUUUGCACGUAUUUUUGGCAUUUUAUACGCAUUGAUCGUAGGCGUCAGAUGGAGCGCAUAGUGAUACAUAUAUAGCGCGAGUAUGUAUCGCGUCGCGGCGAGCUAUCUUUUCGUACGAUCGCUAGCUCCCUCUCGACUACGCGUCCCAUACACUGCUCGGAGCAGGGAGGAAAGGCGGGUGAUUGGAUGGGCGAGGGAAAUUAUUCCUUCUGCUCCAGGCGAGCCUUGCGCUGUGAUACGCAUCAUUUAUAAGUUUCGAGGUAUUCCUGAAAAGGCCACUGCGACGCACCGAACCAGCAAGAGCGUACCGCUGGUUGCGACGGAACUGUCCCAGUAGUUAAGUCCUCCGUUCUUACUUCCUUCUGAUAACUAAGCUAGCGUACCUUGGGAUCAACCUACACGGAUCGCAUUUUCAGUAUUCACGACACUAUGAACAGUAUAUUUCAGUAGAUUAAACGUACACCCUUCAGAGACAAGGUCCUGUGGCUCUUUGGCGUCUUGAUACCAUUGCGGUGAGCCUUCUUGUUUUGGUUGUGGUUGGUGUGGCUGCCGGAUGCGAACGCAGGAAAAGGUCAAACUUUCAGCAUUUUAUCCUUCAGCCAGCAUUCGGGCAUGGUCACGCACUUCUUGGACUUGGCCAUGGCGACGUCGAGGGGGGUCUUGAGGGCGUGGGCUCGCUACUUGCCGAGCUGUACCGUGACGGCUCUACCGCGCAUCGGCGCUUAGUGAGCGAUUGGUGG
This is a messenger RNA of Phanerochaete carnosa HHB-10118-sp, 2464 nucleotides long. RefSeq lists its product as uncharacterized. Lineage: Eukaryota; Fungi; Basidiomycota; Agaricomycetes; Polyporales; Phanerochaetaceae. The coding region runs from base 17 to 1678 and encodes 553 amino acids. The record is from RefSeq and is a predicted model, not a curated record. The transcript has 11 exons. Gene Ontology annotation, biological process: transcription initiation at RNA polymerase III promoter. Gene Ontology annotation, cellular component: transcription factor TFIIIC complex.